AUGAUAAUUAAUUUUAUCAAUGCCAACCCUUCCUCUGAUUCCCUAUCACCUUCACCAUCCCCACAUUCUCAUCUGCCAACCCUCCCCCAUAUCAUAUCAUCUUCACCAUCCCCACAUCCCAUUCUGCCUUCCCUGCCCCCAUUCCCUAUCACCUUCACCAUCCCCACAUCCCAUUCUGCCUUCCCUGCCCCCAUUCCCUAUCACCUUCACCAUCCCCACAUCCCAUUCUGCCUUCCCUGCCCCCAUUCCCUAUCACCUUCACCAUCCCCACAUCCCAUUCUGCCUUCCCUGCCCCCAUUCCCUAUCACCUUCACCAUCCACACAUCCCAUUCUGCCUUCCCUGCCCCCAUUCCCUAUCACCUUCACCAUCCCCACAUCCCAUUCUGCCUUCCCUGCCCCCAUUCCCUAUCACCUUCACCAUCCACACAUCCCAUUCUGACUACCCUGCCCCCAUUCCCUAUCACCUUCACCAUCCCCACAUCCCAUUCUGCCUACCCUGCCCACAUUCCCUAUCACCUUCACCAUCCCCACAUCCCAUUCUGCCUUCCCUGCCCCCAUUCCCUAUCACCUUCACCAUCCCCACAUCCCAUUCUGCCUUCCCUGCCCCCAUUCCCUAUCACCUUCACCAUCCCCACUUCCCAUUCUGCUUUCCCUGCCCCCAUUCCCUAUCACCUUCACCAUCCCCACAUCCCAUUCUGCCUACCCUCCCCCCAUUCCCUAUCACCUUCACCAUCCCCACAUCCCAUUCUGCCUUCCCUGCCCCCAUUCCCUAUCACCUUCACCAUCCCCACAUCCCAUUCUGCCUUCCCUGCCCCCAUUCCCUAUCACCUUCACCAUCCCCACAUCCAAUUCUGUCUACCCUGCCCCCAUUCCCUAUCACCUUCACCAUCCCCACAUCCCAUUCUGCCUUCCCUGCCCCCAUUCCCUAUCACCUUCAUCAUCCCCACAUCCCAUUCUGCCUUCCCUGCCGCAAUUCCCUAUCACCUUCACCAUCCACACAUCCCAUUCUGCCUUCCCUCCACACAUUCCCUAUCACCUUCACCAUCCACACAUCCCAUUCUGCCUUCCCUCCCCCCAUUCCCUAUCACCUUCACCAUCCACACAUCCCAUUCUGCCUUCCCUCCCCCCAUUCCCUAUCACCUUCAUCAUCCCCACAUCCCAUUCUGCCUUCCCUGCCGCAAUUCCCUAUCACCUUCACCAUCCCCACAUCCCAUUCUGCCUUCCCUGCCCCCAUUCCCUAUCACCUUCACCAUCCCCACAUCCCAUUCUGCCUUCCCUGCCCCCAUUCCCUAUCACCUUCACCAUCCCCACAUCCCAUUCUGCCUUCCCUGCCCCCAUUCCCUAUCACUUUCACCAUACCCACAUCCCAUUCCGCCAUCCUUCCCCCAUUCCCAAUCACCUUCAGUAUAA
Molecule: messenger RNA, 1410 nt
Organism: Mya arenaria
Lineage: Eukaryota; Metazoa; Mollusca; Bivalvia; Myida; Myidae
Exons: 2
Coding region: 1-1410 (469 amino acids)
Source: RefSeq, a predicted model, not a curated record